UGAUUAAUAAAACAGUCUUACUUAACAACUCAUUGCUGCUUUAGCAUAUUACUGCAUUUGUAUCAGAGAGGACAGGUUGCAUUUUAGGUAUACUGCGUCACAUUCAUCGCUCAAGGUGAAAAAGGGAAAUUGACAGACAGAAGCAUAUAUUAUUUAAACAAUAUUUUUCAUUGAGUAACUAUUUUCAAGAUGGGAAAAGAGUGCAAUGUAAUAGGAAUUCUUAUCCUUUUGCUGAACCUCACAGUAGCAGAAAAUGCAGAAACUGUUGACCUGAAAGGAACAGUUGCACAAGGUGAGGACACUAUCACUGUGGCUGCUGCAGCAAAGGACAACAAUAUCACCACACCAAUUGCCAAAGUUUCCACCACAAGGCCCAGUUUAACAAACAUGACACAGUCAAGUAUGCCAGACACAAUAACAAGUGUGACAAAUAUGACAGUGAGUGUGACUAAUACAACAGUGACAAGUGUAACAACCAUUUUACAAGACACUACACCUACAAAAAACAACAUCAAUGUAAACAUCUCUAUAAAGGUUCUUGACGACUGUCCUGAUUUGGCCAAAGAAGAUUGGACAAUUGUAUCAGAGACAAGACUGAACAAUAUGAUAAACAAAAUGUCAAGUCCAAAUUGUAAUGUAAAUACUAAGGAAUUAAAUUGGACAAAUUGUAAUCAUAACAAUGAACCAUCAUCAAUUAUCAAAAUUGAAGAGUUAUUGGAACUUAUUCAUAAAGGAAACCAGUUGUAUAAAACAUGUCGCACUGACUUUUGUUCUCGGAAUUAUAACCCAAUGUCAAAUCUCCAGGAGAUCAACCUACACAUUGAGCAGAAGGCCUUAAUGCUACAACAGGCAAUAACAGACUGUGGGGUAGACAGUUCCUUUGUGAAGAACACCACUAGGUUUGAUGAGUGUUAUAAUACAACAAGGGCCAUAUUGCCUCUUUCAGACUACAUGAAACUAAUAGGAAUGGGACAUAAGAAAUGUGUACAAGAACAAUGUAAAGCUCCAAAUAAUCCAUAUAGUCGGUUGAACAGUGAUAUCACAAAAGCACUCGUCAUCACGAAAGUUUAUGUAUUUAGCAUUAUCUGCUUUAUGGGAAUCAUAGGCAACAUUCUGUCUUUUAUGACAUUUUCUGCAAUGGAGAAACUAAACACCAGUAUCUUCAUAUUAAAGACACUGGCAAUCAUAGAUAGUAUACAUCUGCUUCUUAGGAUCUUAUCAGAACCGUAUUACGCUGCAUAUACAUACACUGAUUGGAUUGAGAAAUCUACAAAUAUUCAGAACCAAACUGUGGCUGAUACAUACAUGAAGGUGGUAAACUAUAUGAUCCCAUUAGUUGAGAUGGCUCAGAUGGCUAGUGCAUGGCUGGUAGUGUUCCUCACAUUGGACAGGUUCAUCGCUAUCUGUUUCCCAUUCAAGGCUCUCUCUUUGUGCACCAUGAAGAUGGCUAAAAUAGGCAUCAGCAUUGUCAUUAUUGGAUCCAUCCUUUACAUCGUCCCUGUAUAUUUUGGGUAUGUUUAUAAAUGGCAGCGCAAUGAGUGCACAAAGCUCUUCUUCAUUAACAUUAUCAUCAGCCUCCUCGGACAGAAUAUCUACUACAGAGUCUUAUAUGAACUAGCGUUAAAUCUUGUAUUUCGCAAUGUGCUCCCAGUUGGAUUGGUCCUGGGGAUGAAUGCACGACUUAUCAGUGAGUUGAGAGUCUCUCGUCAACAUCGUCAAAAUAUCACAUCAAGAACUGGCACAGAAUUAGAGAAAAAAGAUAAGAACAUCACGAUCACGCUGAUCACCAUCUCCAUAGUGUUCCUCAUCUGCAUCAUUCCUAUGGUGGCCUUGAAGGUUUGGGACAUUAUCAACUACAGCAUAUUUAAAAAAGAACUGGGAAAUUCUGGUAUACUGACAGCAUCAAAAUACACCGGAUCUUAUACAGGAUCCAUUAUAUAUGGCAUGGUGGUGGAUUUGUUACUUAUCAUCAACUCAGCCAUAAAUAUUCUUGUUUACUGCUUCGUGAGGAAAAAUUUUGCCAGAAAUUUGUGGAAAAUGUUCAAGUGCAAGCACCAGCGCAAAUUGACAGUAGGAGGCACACGGUUUACAGGCACAGGAUAUUCAAAAGGGUCUGGCUUGAAAGGGUCGGGUAAUAAGGCAGGACAACAAUCUAAGAACACAACUGCUUUGUAAAAAGUUGGGAGUUACAACCUAAGAACACGAUUGAUUUGUAAACAAGGCUUUAACAUACAAAAUGUCACCAUCUGUCAUUUGUUAAAGACGCUGAACCUUUGAGUUGAAUAUAUCAAUCUAAGAAGCGCAUAUCUACAGAGUCCAUAAUACGAGAGUAUACAGGACAUGAACAUUAUGUGCACUCCCAUUAUAUAUUUUACAUCUUCAGGUUCAUGGAAAAAUGAGGAGAAUGGGAAGUCAUAGACUUUCUCGUGUUAUACAGAAUAUAAAUUUCUUGCACUAAGCACAGGAAUGUUUCUAUUAGUUCUUGCUUUUACUCUCUCUCAAUUAGGAUUGGUGUCCAAUUGCCCAGGUUUGGA
Owenia fusiformis is the source of this 2534-nucleotide messenger RNA. NCBI's taxonomy places the organism in Eukaryota, Metazoa, Annelida, Polychaeta, Sabellida, Oweniidae. The record is from the annotation of a GenBank genome assembly.